AUGGCCAAAGCAGACCCUCAGAAGGUUGACCUCGAGAAGGGACCUCCCACACCAACGCCACUCCUCGCGAAGGAGAAGCCAGACUCGUUCAAGGUCGACUUCAAGGGCCCCAAUGACCCUCUCAACCCGAAAUCAUGGCCGUCCAAGAAGAAGUGGGCAGCCACACUGGUCACCGCCUCUUUCACAUUUAUUUCACCUUUGGCGUCUUCAAUGAUUGCUCCUGCUCUCGGCCAGAUGGCCCAGGAAUUCAACACCUCAGAUGGUAUCGAAACACAAAUGAUGCUUUCCAUCUUCGUGCUGGCAUAUGCGGUUGGCCCGAUGUUCCUGGGACCCCUAUCAGAACUCUACGGACGUGUGAUCGUUCUACAGUGCUCGAAUCUUGUCUUCUUGGCCUUCAAUACCGCUUGUGGUUUCGCACAGUCCAAGGAACAAGUACUCGCCUUCCGAUUCUUGUCUGGCAUUGGUGGCUCAGCUCCACUAGCCAUUGGCGGUGGCGUCCUGGGUGAUCUGUUCAAGCCUGAAGAACGUGGCAAGGCAAUGGGUAUUUACGCUAUGGGCCCUCUCAUGGGACCCACGAUUGGCCCCAUAGUCGGCUCUUGGGUCGCUGAAUACUCUGACUGGCGAUGGAUCUUCUGGGCAGUCUCAAUCGCCGAUUUGUUCAUCCUGGGUGCCGGUUUCUGGAAGCUGAAGGAGACUUACGCGCCUUAUAUUCUUCACAAGAAAGCCAAGGCCAUCCGCAAGCAGACCGGUAAUGAUCAAUACAGGGCCGAUGGCGAAGGAGACCUGAACCAACCAGUAUGGAAGAAGGUCGCUUCAACAAUGAGUCGAAGCUUCAAGAUGCUCUUCACCCAGCCCAUCGUACAGGCCAUGUCGGUCUACAUGGCGUUCUCCUAUGGUGUCCUCUACCUCGCACUAUCGACGAUGCCCAGACUCUUUCACGGCCCCAGGCCCGAUGGCUACGGCCAAAGUCUUGGUAUCUCUGGUCUGCACUACAUCGCUCUUGGCUUGGGGUUCUUCUUCGGCGCGCCCAUCUGCGGCAAAACAUCCGACAAGAUGUACCAGUACUUCAAGGCCAAGGACCCACAGAAGAAAGGCAAGCCUGAGUUCCGCAUGCCAGUCGUCAUCCCCUUCUCAUUCUUGGUUCCUAUCGGCCUCGCCAUCUAUGGCUGGUCCGCACAGAAUCUCGUAUUCUGGAUCGUUCCCGACAUUGGCCUGUUCCUCUUCGGCAUGGGCACUAUCGCCGCCUUCCAGUGCGUCACCAGCUACCUCGUCGACACAUAUGCUCGCUUCGCCGCAUCAGCCGUUGCAGCCGUCACUAUCCUGCGAUCGCUGGCCGGCUUCUCCUUCCCGUUAUUCGCACCAGCCAUGUUCCGCGCCCUGGGUAAUGGCUGGGGUAAUACCGUCCUCGCCCUUGCAGCUGUUGGUAUUGGCAUUCCGGUGCCCAUCCUGCUCUGGCUCUUUGGUGAGAAGCUUCGCAAGCGGUCGAGCAUGACCAUGAAGGGACCCCCUGGAGGCCCAGGUGGACCAGGUGGACCAGGCGGACCUGGUGGCAAAGGAGGCCCAGGAGGUCCAGGAGGCCCACCAGGCGCGAAGGGACCUGGUGGACCUGGACAAGGUCCUCCAGGCGCCGGACCCAAGCCCGAUGUUGGUCAGCCACCUCACGGCCCGCCAGGAAACCCACCGCCAUUUUCUGAUGGUGGCAAGGGCCGUAUCACGCAAUGA
This is a messenger RNA of Cyphellophora attinorum, 1722 nucleotides long. Its product is annotated as putative transporter. The record is from RefSeq and is a predicted model, not a curated record. Gene Ontology annotation, biological process: transmembrane transport. Lineage: Eukaryota; Fungi; Ascomycota; Eurotiomycetes; Chaetothyriales; Cyphellophoraceae. Gene Ontology annotation, molecular function: transmembrane transporter activity. The transcript has 2 exons. Bases 1 to 1722 code for a protein of 573 amino acids.